Daucus carota subsp. sativus is the source of this 1120-nucleotide messenger RNA. Its product is annotated as cyclin-C1-1. The transcript is spliced from 9 exons. The record is from RefSeq and is a predicted model, not a curated record. Gene Ontology annotation, molecular function: cyclin-dependent protein serine/threonine kinase regulator activity. Gene Ontology annotation, cellular component: nucleus; mediator complex. The coding region runs from base 147 to 902 and encodes 251 amino acids. Lineage: Eukaryota; Viridiplantae; Streptophyta; Magnoliopsida; Apiales; Apiaceae. Gene Ontology annotation, biological process: positive regulation of transcription by RNA polymerase II.
AUGGGUCUGCGACCCAUUUAAGUUGAAGACCAUUGGGCCUACAAGCGAGAGAGUGAAUUGGGGAUAGAAUGUCUGCGUUUAUGCUACUCCAAAUUAAACAGCGGUAACGGGAAUCAAUUGAAAGAAAAGCAGAUCAAAUCAUAUCGAUGGCGGCUAACUUUUGGACCUCAACGCAGCAGAAACAGCUGUUGGAUGCAGAAGAAGUAGAUGUAGUACACCAGGUUGACAAGGAGAUGGGUUUCACUCUCGAAGAUUGCAAGCUCAUCAAGAUGCAUAUGGCCAAUUAUAUUGCAAGGUUGGCUCAAAAUGUCAAAGUCAGGCAAAGGGUUGUGGCUACUGCUGUUACAUACAUGAGACGUGUUUACACCAGAAAAAGUAUGACUGAAUAUGAUCCUCGUCUGGUGGCCCCGACAUGCCUGUACUUGGCAUCAAAAGCAGAAGAGAGCACGGUGCAGGCUAGGCUUCUUGUAUUUUACAUCAAAAAAUUACAUUCUGAUGAAAAGUAUAGGUUUGAAAUAAAAGAGAUACUUGAAAUGGAGAUGAAAAUUUUGGAAGCUCUCAACUAUUAUUUAGUUGUAUACCAUCCAUACCGUGCAUUAUCUCAAUUACUGCAAGAUGCUGGCAUGAGUGAUGCAACUCAACUAGCUUGGGGGCUUGUCAAUGACACAUAUAAGAUGGAUCUCAUCCUUAUACAUCCUCCGCAUUUGAUUGCACUAGCCUGCAUAUAUGUUGCAAGUGUGCUGAAAGACAAAGAGAACACUACCUGGUUUGAAGAGCUCCGAGUUGAUAUGAACGUGGUCAAAAAUAUUGCAAUGGAAAUAUUGGAUUUUUAUGACAGCCAUAAAAUGAUAACAGAGGAGAGGGUACAUCUCGCCAUGCACAAGCUAGGUUUUAAACAGUAGAUGUGUUAUUUGUUCAAGUUAAUCAAACUCUGGCUGAUUAUCUGAUACCUGAUCAUGUAAUGAUUAUUGUACUGUUUCAGAACACAAACAUUCAAAUGAUAAUGUAUAAAAGUCAAUUGUUGAAAAAAGAUUGUCAGCAGCCAUAUAAUAUUUAAGAAGAGGGGAAUCUCAACUCUCGAGAUUGAAAAUGCCCCAUCUUGUUGAGAUUUUUUUUUUCC